This is a messenger RNA of Anguilla rostrata (American eel), 3660 nucleotides long. Its product is annotated as ras-related GTP-binding protein C-like. Bases 515 to 1639 code for a protein of 374 amino acids. Gene Ontology annotation, cellular component: Gtr1-Gtr2 GTPase complex; lysosome; nucleus. Gene Ontology annotation, molecular function: GTP binding; GTPase activity. Gene Ontology annotation, biological process: cellular response to starvation; negative regulation of autophagy. NCBI's taxonomy places the organism in Eukaryota, Metazoa, Chordata, Actinopteri, Anguilliformes, Anguillidae. The record is from RefSeq and is a predicted model, not a curated record. The transcript has 9 exons.
GAAUCACCUGCUGUUUGUGGUAAAAGCCACUAGCUGUGAAAACUACUCGGACCAGUCGCGCUUUACGAUGAAGGGAGAACUUCAGUUCAUUAUCAUUUGCCUCAGAAACACGCCCCACUACACGGCUAGGUGGUUCAGUCAUGUGACUGCAAACAUAUGACACGGGAUGAACGACCCCAUGAUAUGGUUUUCCGGAUUGACGUGGUCACAAGCCAAUCAACUUAUCAAACUUUCAGAAAAGUGACCAAUCGGAGAAGAGGAGGUGGAAGUAAGCGCAAAAUUGCUGGGCAAGAAACAGGAACACUAAAUAUUUCAAGAAGAUAGGGAGUUUUUUCAUUGUUUAUUAUCGCUCUCGCUUUCAUUUUUAUUAUGGCUAUUGGCCAUUUCUAAUGCUUGUUAUGGUAGUAGUUAAUAGGGUUAUGGUUUCUGGUUUGGGGGGAAUUCAGGAGUACAACUAAUCGAAAGUGGGAUCGAGGUCCGAGGAUCGGGGAAACAAGCUUUGCGUCGGGUCAAAAUGUCGAAUGAGUCCGAUAGUUUCAGGGUGGACUCAUUCCCUAAAGACUUUGGGUAUGGAGUGGAGGAGACCGAUAUCGAGGAGGGUUCGACAUCUUCCGACAGCAAACCAAGGAUACUGUUGAUGGGAUUACGACGAAGCGGCAAAUCGUCAAUACAGAAGGUGGUGUUCCACAAGAUGUCCCCCAAUGAGACGCUCUUCUUGGAGAGCACCAACAAGAUCUACAAGGACGAUGUCUCCAGCACCUCCUUCGUCAACUUCCAGAUCUGGGACUUUCCUGGUCAGGUGGACUUCUUUGACCCUGCCUUCGACUAUGAGAUGAUCUUCAGAGGGACCGGUGCUUUGAUCUUUGUUAUCGAUGCCCAGGACGAUUACGUGGAGGCGCUGGGAAGACUCCACCUCACAGUGUCCAGAGCCUACCGGGUCAAUCCUGAGAUUAACUUUGAGGUCUUCAUCCACAAAGUGGACGGCUUGUCUGACGACCACAAGAUCGAGACCCAGAGAGACAUCCACCAGAGGGCCAACGAUGACCUAGCGGAUGCCAGCCUGGACAAGCUGCACCUCAGCCUGUACCUGACGAGCAUCUACGACCAUUCGAUAUUUGAGGCUUUCAGUAAAGUCGUCCAGAAGCUCCUCCCUCAGCUCCCAACUCUGGAAAACCUCCUGAACAUCUUCAUAUCUAAUUCGGGGAUAGAGAAGGCCUUCCUGUUCGACGUGGUGAGCAAGAUCUACAUCGCCACUGACAGCCUGCCGGUGGACAUGCAGUCCUACGAGCUGUGCUGUGACAUGAUCGACGUGGUCAUCGACGUGUCCUGCAUCUACGGCUUGAGGGAAGAUGGCAGCGGCAGUGCCUACGAUAAGGAAUCGCUGGCCAUCAUCAAACUCAACAACACCACGGUGCUCUACCUGAAGGAGGUGACCAAGUUCCUGGCCCUGGUGUGCAUCCUCCGAGAGGAGAGCUUCGAGCGGAAGGGUCUUAUAGACUACAACUUCCACUGCUUUCGCAAGGCCAUACAGGAGGUGUUUGAGGUGGGGAUGUCCGCCCAGAGGACGGGCCUGCCGCAGCUCGGGACCCCCAGCCCCAAGGCCAUCGCCCAGAACGGGGCCCCGAGGAGCGCCAUGUAGCCGCGGAAACCGGAGAUCGAGCGAGCGAGAGAGAGAGAGAGAGAGAGAGAAGGGGGCUGUACCCUCGGUCCCUUUUGCAUGCGACGAAAAAAGAAGCCAUAGGCACUGUCUGUGAGCGGGACGGGGGGACCUGGGGGAAGCAGCCUGCCCUGUCCCGGGACCUGUGUGGGACACAGACGGGAAAACCUGGAGCAAAAAAAAAAAAAAAAAAAGAAUCAUUUUACAAAUCACUAAAUACAAGUAAAAGGGACCCCGUCAGCCAGUAGGGGGAGCUACAGCACUGUAAAGAACAGCCCCCACCGUCCCCCUCCCCCUCCGCCUCCACCUCCCUCUCCCCCCCCCUUCCCAAAUCUCCUCAGGAUCCACCCUGUUUGUUUGCAUAUUGCCGGGGGUGGGAUCCCUGCACACUGAUUUUAAACCCAUUCUUGAGUUGGUUAGCCAGAAAAGUUGUGAAAUGCUUUGCAUUAAUGUAAAACCACUCCCUAUAUCUCACUGGGAGGGGAGGGGGGGGGGGUGUACCUUCAACUUGGGUGGGGGUGGGGGUGGGGUGGGGGGGGAGAUCGGUUUGCUUAGUCCUGGCAGGACUGUGGGUUUUUUUGUAGAUUUAUCCUUUUUUCCACUCCUACCCCCCUCAUAUUGGGGAUAUUGAAAGAUGUACACAACAGACACCCCCCCCCCCAUCUGUACAUACAGUCUACCGUCGUUUACCGUUCUCUGACACACCUAGGCACGUGUACCCCAAAGCGCGCGGGUAGGCGGGACAGACCCCCGAGGAAGCACAACUUUGGGAGUAACUGGGUCCAAAGCCGGUCGAUUUUCUGCAUGGUUGAGUGUGCAUGUGGGUUGAAAUGAGUAACGGGGCAUCCUGAUGGGGAUUCGCUGCAGCGUAUCUCUUCGAGGGGCUUGGGUGAUGAGGUGACGCUCGGUCUAAGGGCAUCCCGGUGAACUGUUUACAAAAGUGUGGCACUGUGACUCGACUGAGCGAGGACGACCCCGUUCACGGGUCUUAAUACCUGUGUGUGUGUGUGUGUGCGUGCGUGUGUGUGCGUGCGUGUGUGUGUUUGUGUGUGUGUGUGUGUGUGUGUGUGUGUGUACGGAGGGAGAGCCUCAGUGUGAGGUUGUUGUGUGUGUGUGUGUGUGUGUGUGUGUGUCUGUGUGUACAGGAGGGAGAGUCAGUGUGAGGUUGUGUGUGUGUGUCUGUCUGUGUACGGGAGGGAGAGUCAGUGUGAGGUUGUGUGUGUGUGUGUGUGUGUCUGUCUGUACGGGAGGGAAAGUCAGUGUGAGGUUGUGUGUGUGUGUCUGUCUGUGUACGGGAGGCAAAGUCAGUGUGAGGUUGUGUGUGCGCGUGUGUCUGUGUAUGGGAGGCAAAGUCAGUGUGAGGUUGUGUGUGUGCGUGUGUCUGUGUACGGGAGGGAAAGUCAGUGUGAGGUUGUGUGUGUGCGUGUGUCUGUGUACGGGAGGGAAAGUCAGUGUGAGGUUGUGUGUGUGUGUGUCUGUCUGUGUACAGGAGGGAGUCAGUGUGAGGUUGUGUAUGUGUGUGUGUCUGUCUGUGUACAGGAGGGAGAGUCAGCGUGAGGUUGUGUGUGUGUGUGUGUGCUUGUGUGUGUCCUGAGGAACCUUUUCCUGAAUUUUGUGGAUAGUCUUGUUUCCUUCUUACCUGUCCAUUCAGGGUCUUCUCACCUGUGCUGUUUUUUUUUGGACGAUGAUUAACAUUAACAUUAUUCUUCCGACUAAACCAAUCUAAUAACCUUUUUCGUCUGAGGUAGAGAGAAGCUGUCAUGGCCUGCUAGCGCACAGCUAACGGGCUCAGGGCUGAAGGCGGGGUCGCUGUCCACGCGGUCUUCAGCCCGUCCACAAAACCUCAACAAUUCUGCCUUACCGGUAUCCCGCAGGUCACACGGCGCAAGUCAGCGAAAGGGAAGAUAUCAGUUUCAGCGGAGAUAACCAAACACUGCCUCUUUCACUUAUUUUGUUGGAAAACUGUGCUGAGUUAUUAAAAGUUAUUUUUGCAUUUAAGUGUU